UGCUACGAAACGGGCGCACUCAACGGAAUAUCAAAUUUUACGUAGCGUCGAAAGUUGGGAAUAACAAUGUGACCUAGUUUCGAUUCCAGUUAAAAUUACUUCAUAUGAAAUAUGAAUGAUUUUGAUAUCCAACUAAAGUUUUAGUAAUGAAGAAAUACAGUGUUAAUUGUGAUAUUUAAGUGAAAAUGGGAACUUUUACUGUGUUUUGUUAUUUAAUAUUUUAUUAUGUGAAAGUAUGCAUAUGUCUCCGCAUAGUUGGCAUAUCAGUACCAGCUCUGAAGCAGCGUGGGGAGUCCUCCACGUUAACGUGUGACUAUGACCUGGAAGGGGGUAAGCUGUACUCUGUGAAGUGGUACAGAGACAAUGAAGAGUUCUACCGAUACAUGCCCCGACUGAGACCGCCUCAACAUGCACAUAAGUUGGAUGGAGUUAAAGUUGACUUGGAAAAGUCGACAGCGCGCCGCGUCCAUCUUCGAGACCUGAUCCUCAAAUCUCGAGGAUUAUAUCGUUGUGAAGUUUCUGAGGAAGCUCCCUCGUUCCACUCUGCGCAAGCAGAAGCGUUCAUGGAAGUCUAUUAUUUCCCACGCGAAACACCUCGCAUCACGGGUCAUGAACGAGCCUAUAAAUUGCAAGAAUCUCUCGACGUAAACUGCUCAUCAGCCAAGUCGUUUCCAGCGCCGGAUCUACAAUGGCUUAUAGAUGGACAGAAGAUCACAGACAGAUCAUGGCUGAUUGCGUUUGAAGCGAAACCGGCGUCACAAGGGUUACUGGUGUCUACACUCGGACUCCGAGCGCCCACCAAGCCACGUAUGAAGCUCAAAUGUGUGGCCACUAUAGGAACACAUAGACGGGAACGCACUGUCGUCAUAGAAAUAAACUCAUCAAGCUGGAACAAGCCAUUUAGUUUACUUAUAAUGAUAACACUGAACAUUGUUUGUGUAAAGAUAUCGUGAUAUUCUCACAUUUAAAUAUAGUUCGUGUAAAUAAAGAUACAUUUGUAA
Spodoptera frugiperda (fall armyworm) is the source of this 1001-nucleotide messenger RNA. RefSeq lists its product as uncharacterized. The transcript is spliced from 6 exons. The record is from RefSeq and is a predicted model, not a curated record. NCBI's taxonomy places the organism in Eukaryota, Metazoa, Arthropoda, Insecta, Lepidoptera, Noctuidae. Bases 186 to 953 code for a protein of 255 amino acids.